Messenger RNA from Sparassis crispa, 894 nucleotides. RefSeq lists its product as hypothetical. The transcript has 3 exons. Bases 1 to 894 code for a protein of 297 amino acids. NCBI's taxonomy places the organism in Eukaryota, Fungi, Basidiomycota, Agaricomycetes, Polyporales, Sparassidaceae. The record is from RefSeq and is a predicted model, not a curated record.
AUGGGAAUAUUGGAUGGAUCAUGGCCCGCCCUCCCCAGCCACAAAAGCUGGGCAGCAGAGAUCUUGCUCAUUCUCGCUGGCAAGGUCCCAAACGUGGAAACUCUCUGCUUCAAUCAUGUUUUCGUCGUCUGCCUUUCCCUGCGUGACACCUCAUUCUACAAUGUGCGCGAGUUUCAGAGGUUCCUGUGCGCGUUUCCGCGGCUCCGAGACCUGAACCUUUCUCUGGUGGACUGGAGGAGUCACCUGCCUGCUGAUGCGCAGCUUGGGACUCACGCGGAUCUUAAUGCGUGGUUCAAGUUGCUCCUGCGUUCUGUGAUUUUCGACGCUGGUGACCUCGUCUUCCAGCCUGAAAUACUGCUGUGGCUUAUAUCUACUCCGUCGACUCAAACGAUACGUCAUCUCGACACCACGGUCUCAGAAGUGGGAGGACCGUCGCCUUGGGGGAGCAUCUUACGCGCUCUGGGAGGUUCUCUCGAACAUCUGCAGCUGAACUUGAGCUUCGGCAAGGAGAUCACAGUAGAUCAGCUGAAUCUCGCGAACAGCGCCGGUCUGCAAGCUCUCAAUUUAAAAAGCAACCAAGAUGGCGCAGACACGGCCGUCUCGUCGGACAUACUCUCGGUUAUUUCGCAAGUCUCUUGUGACAGCUGUCUUCAAGAGCUGCGUCUAGAUCUGAGAGAUCCGCAGUUUCACAGCUGGCAGGAGAUGGCUGCGCUGCUAUCGCGAGCACAUUUCCGCACACUCCGCAAGAUCCCGAUCAAGUACCUUUGGCACGAUGAUCAAUGGGUGCAGCAUGCGUCGUGGAAGCGAUCGGUGGACGAUGUACUGUCGAAUCUCUUCUUUCGCGGGGUGUCUGUGGAAUAUUCCGUCAAGCGGAUUCCUCCAUGCGCGGUGUAA